GUACGAGAAGUAAUCGCCUGAAACGCCUCCCAUUUUCCUACUUUUAUCUCUCUCUGUCUCUCUCUGUUUUAUUUUCUUUUUGCUUAUAAAAGCGGCAAAGCUAACUACUACUUAAACAAAAGGCUCACCUUUUAUUUUUCCUUCCCCAUUUUCUCCUUCCUUACUUCCUCUUACAUAUUUCAGCUGAAAUUGCAAGGAAGAGAUCUCCGCGACUUGGUGUUGAAUGAAACCUUGAAGGCGCUUGAUGCUGUGUCAUUUGUAAACCAUUUUUCUGUGUGCUUUUGGCUACAAUAGCUUAGAAGAAGCAAAGCAUUCAGAGCAUAUCUGCUUCUCAAGUUAUACUUUGUUUUGGCUGUUUAGAUGAUCUUAAUGGUUUUCUAGAAUUUUUUAUCGAAGAUUUUGCCAUUUUUUAAUGUCGGCUUUUAUUGUAAUGUGGGGACUGUGUUUGUUGGAUAUCGGGGCAUUUUACCAAUAUAGAAUGGUGAAGAUUUAUGUAUAGGGAAAGUAGUUGUGACUUGUUUGGUUGCCUUGUGGCUCUUCCACGGGAAGAGAAAGAGAAAUGUGGAUUGGAAUUUGGGUGAGAAUUUGAUAGCCAAAUUGAGAAAAAGGAAAGACAACUUUUUUUUCUUUGUGUUUUAGGUGAGAAAGAAAACCAAAAAAGGAAAAAAAAAAUAAAAAAAAUGCCUGAGAGGCGAAAGAAAGGGAUACAUUUUAGCAAGCUCUAUUCAUUUUCGUGUAUUCGCUCCUCUCAUGAAGACAAUCAUGCCCAAAUUGGUCAAAGAGGGUACUCAAGGGUUGUUUACUGUAAUGAUCCUGAUAAUCCAGAGCAAGUUCAAUUGAGAUACAGAGGAAAUUAUGUGUCAACUACUAAGUAUACGGCGGUUAACUUUAUUCCCAAGUCUUUAUUUGAGCAGUUUAGGAGGGUGGCAAAUUUGUACUUUCUUGUUGUGGCUUGCGUUUCAUUUAGUCCUUUGGCACCUUAUAGUGCAAUCAGUGUUCUUGCACCAUUGGUAGUGGUGAUUGGAGCUACAAUGGUCAAGGAAGCCGUCGAAGAUUGGAGGCGAAGAAAACAAGACAUAGAGGCAAAUAAUCGAAAGGUUGAAGUGUACAGUAGAAAUCAUACAUUUCAAAAGACCAGGGGGAAGAAUCUCCGAGUUGGUGAUAUUGUGAAGGUGUACAAGGAUGACUACUUUCCUGCUGAUCUGCUUUUGCUUUCUUCAAGCUAUGAGGAUGGUAUCUGUUAUGUUGAAACGAUGAACCUUGAUGGAGAAACUAAUCUAAAAUUGAAGCAUGCAUUGGAGGUGACAUCUCAUCUUUACGAUGAGAAAUCAUUCAACGACUUUAUGGCAGUAAUCAGAUGUGAGGACCCCAAUGAGAAUCUAUAUUCUUUUGUAGGAACUUUGUACUAUGAUGGUACACAGUAUCCACUUUCCUUGCAGCAGAUUCUCUUACGAGAUUCUAAGCUUAAAAACACUGAAUACAUCUAUGGUGUUGUUGUUUUUACUGGACAUGAUACGAAAGUGAUGCAGAAUGCUACUGAUCCUCCUUCCAAGAGAAGUAAAAUUGAGAGGAGAAUGGAUAAGAUAAUCUAUGUUCUUUUCAGUACUCUGGUAUUGAUAUCUUUUAUUGGAUCAGUCUUUUUCGAGAUUGAAACAAAAGAAGAUCUUAACCAUGGAAAGUUGAGAAGGUGGUAUCUUCGUCCAGAUGAUACCCCUGUAUUUUAUAACCCCAAAAGAGCAACACUUGCUGCUUUUCUUCAUUUCUUGACAGCCCUUAUGUUGUAUGGAUAUUUGAUCCCCAUAUCUCUGUAUGUAUCCAUUGAGAUCGUGAAGGUAUUGCAGAGUAUAUUCAUUAACCAUGAUCAAGAUAUGUAUUAUGAAGAAACAGAUAAGCCUGCUCAUGCACGCACUUCUAAUUUGAAUGAGGAGCUUGGUCAGGUUGAUACGAUACUUUCUGAUAAAACUGGUACUUUGACAUGUAACUCAAUGGAAUUUGUCAAAUGUUCUAUAGCUGGCACUGCAUAUGGUCGCGGUAUGACAGAGGUGGAGGUGGCGCUGGCAAGAAGGAGAACAGAUGGGCCAACUGAUGAUAUUCCAUCUGAUCGACUAAGCCAUGAUGCUGAUAUUAGGGGCUCUGAAAAGCCAAUUAAGGGUUUCAACUUUAGAGAUGAGCGCAUCAAUAAUAGCCAGUGGGUUAAUGAACCUCAUUGUGAUGUUAUCCAAAAGUUCUUUCGGGUUCUAGCAAUAUGCCAUACAGCCAUUCCAGAUAAAAGUAAAGAUUCGGGAGAAAUUUCUUAUGAGGCCGAGUCGCCAGAUGAAGCAGCUUUUGUCAUAGCUGCCAGGGAGCUUGGAUUUGAGUUUUUUGGAAGGACACAGACAAGUAUAUCUUUGCAUGAGUUUGAUUUUAAAACUGGAAAAGGAGUUGACAGAGUAUAUGAGCUUCUUCAUGUCUUAGAGUUUAGUAGCUCCCGCAAAAGAAUGUCAGUAAUUGUGAGGAAUGCAGAAAAUCAAUUAUUGCUCCUUUGCAAGGGUGCUGACAGUGUAAUGUUUGAAAGGCUUGCAAAGGAUGGGAGGAUGUUUGAGGUUCAGACCAAGGAUCAUAUCAACAAAUAUGCUGAAGCAGGUCUAAGAACCUUGGUAAUUGCAUAUCGUGAGCUCAAUGAAGAGGAAUAUAAAAAAUGGGAAGAGGAGUUUUUGAAGGCGAAAACAUCUGUCACUCUUGACCGAGAUGCAUUGGUGGAUGCAGCUGCUGAUAAGAUUGAAAGAGAUUUGAUUCUUCUUGGUGCUACAGCCGUUGAGGACAAACUGCAAAAGGGGGUCCCUGAAUGUAUCAAUAAGCUGGCCCAGGCUGGGAUUAAGAUAUGGGUUUUAACUGGUGACAAGAUGGAAACUGCAGUGAACAUAGGGUAUGCUUGUAGUUUACUUAGACAAGAUAUGAAACAAAUCAUCAUCACUCUUGAUUCACCAGAUAUUAUUGCCUUGGAAAAACAAGGAGAUAAAGAGGCUGUUGCCAAGGCUUCUCUGGAUAGCAUAGAGAAACAGCUUAGAGAAGGAAUUUCACAAAUUCAAUCAGCUAAAGAAAGUUCAAGCUCAGUCAAUAAAGGUUCUAUAGCAUUUGGCUUAAUAAUUGAUGGCAAGUCCUUAGAAUUUUCCCUCAAGAAGAAUUUUGAAAAGACAUUUUUUGAGCUCGCUAUUAAUUGUGCUUCUGUUAUAUGCUGCCGCUCUACACCCAAGCAGAAAGCUCGUGUUACAAGAUUGGUAAAGCUAGAAACAGGUAAAACAACACUAUCAGUUGGUGAUGGGGCCAAUGAUGUGGGCAUGCUUCAAGAGGCUGAUAUUGGAGUUGGCAUUAGUGGUGUUGAAGGGAUGCAGGCAGUUAUGGCAAGUGAUUUUGCAAUAGCUCAAUUUCGGUUUUUGGAACGUCUCUUGCUGGUACAUGGUCAUUGGUGCUAUAGGCGCAUAUCAAUGAUGGUAUGCUACUUCUUCUAUAAGAACAUAACAUUUGGGUUUACCCUGUUCUGGUACGAGGCCUAUACUUCGUUCUCUGGUCAACCUGCUUAUAAUGAUUGGUACAUGUCAUUUUACAAUGUCUUCUUCACUUCGCUUCCUGUAAUUGCUCUUGGUGUUUUUGACCAAGAUGUUUCUGCACGCCUAUGCCUCAAGCAUCCACUUUUGUAUCGAGAAGGAGUGGAAAACAUACUCUUCAGCUGGCCACGCAUACUUGGUUGGAUGAUCAAUGGAGUUAUCAGCUCCAUAAUUAUCUUCUUCUUCUCUACAAACUCGUUGAUCAACCAAGCUUUCCGGAGAGAUGGUAAAGUAGUCGACUUCGAAGUCCUUGGAGUCACAAUGUAUACUUGUGUAGUAUGGGCUGUAAAUUGCCAAAUGGCACUUGCCAUUAACUACUUCACUUGGAUCCAGCACUUCUUCAUCUGGGGAAGCAUCGCCUUUUGGUACAUAUUCUUAGUAAUAUAUGGUUCCCUUUCACCAAAUGUAUCGACUACAGCAUACAAGGUUCUUGUGGAAGCCUGUGCUCCCAGUGCCCUCUACUGGCUGGUUACCGUUCUUGUUGUUAUUUGCACUCUGCUACCUUAUUUUUCAUUCAGAGCUUUCCAGACAUGGUUCCGUCCAAUGUACCAUGAUCUAAUACAACAAGAACGACUAGAAGAAGCUGAAUUGCCUCUCGCAGUAAGGGGAAACUUACAGCAUCUGAGAGAGAAACUGAAUAACAAGAGGGAUCCUUGAAAGAUAUCACAUCAGGUUCUUCAGAUUUUUUUAAGUGAUUAAGAUAUUUUGUUUCUGUAUAUGUUUUUGAGAGGCAUUCGAAGUGUAGGUUGGAAAAUGAAAUUUGUAGACUGUACUUGUAUACAACUUACCCCCUCAUGUACAUUAGUCAAUGUAAAGCGGAUUCAAGAUCAGAAGAUCUCAGUAUGUAAAUCUGAUGUAUCUUACCAAAAAGGAACUGGUUUAUUUUUAUUUUACCCAUGCUUUUUAUC
Messenger RNA from Ziziphus jujuba (common jujube), 4492 nucleotides. RefSeq names its product probable phospholipid-transporting ATPase 8. Lineage: Eukaryota; Viridiplantae; Streptophyta; Magnoliopsida; Rosales; Rhamnaceae. Gene Ontology annotation, biological process: phospholipid translocation. The transcript has 12 exons. The record is from RefSeq and is a predicted model, not a curated record. The coding region runs from base 681 to 4241 and encodes 1186 amino acids. Gene Ontology annotation, cellular component: plasma membrane. Gene Ontology annotation, molecular function: ATP hydrolysis activity; ATP binding; magnesium ion binding.